This is a messenger RNA of Perca fluviatilis (European perch), 1254 nucleotides long. RefSeq names its product intraflagellar transport 20 homolog (Chlamydomonas) (gene ift20). The transcript is spliced from 5 exons. Gene Ontology annotation, cellular component: centrosome; Golgi apparatus; intraciliary transport particle B. The record is from RefSeq and is a predicted model, not a curated record. The coding region runs from base 137 to 535 and encodes 132 amino acids. Gene Ontology annotation, biological process: intraciliary transport; protein localization to cilium; centrosome localization. NCBI's taxonomy places the organism in Eukaryota, Metazoa, Chordata, Actinopteri, Perciformes, Percidae.
GCCAACCGCCGUAAAACACACGAAGAAGGUUUUUGGUUUCCUUGGCAGCGGGAGGAGGAGCUUGCUGCCUUGGGUUUGUUUGCUUGCUGUGCCACAUCGCACAACGGUGAUAGCGGUUUAAACAGGCCCCGUGGCCAUGGCUAAAGACCCGUUAGCCGAGGCAGGCUUUUAUUUUGAUGAACUCAACAAGCUACGGGUACUGGAGCCUGAUGUCAGCCAGAAAACCUCAGAGCUCAAGGAAGAGUGUAAAGAAUUUGUGGACAAAAUUGGCCAGUUCCAGAAGAUAGUGGGAGGUCUAAUUGAGCUGGUGGAUGAAUUGGCGAAAGAAGCGGAGACAGAAAAGAUGAAGGCAAUUGGAGCCAGAAACCUGCUGAAGUCCGUGGCAAAGCAAAGAGAGGCUCAACAGCAGCAGCUUCAGGCUCUCAUAGCCGAGAAGAAGAUGCAACUUGAGAGAUAUCGUAUUGAGUAUGAAGCCUUGUCCAAGGUGGAGUCAGAGCAGAACGAGUUUAUCGACCAGUUUAUUCUGCAGAAGUGAGGAUGUGACUGAGACAGCAAAAAAAAAAAAACUACGACAUCUGUACGACCAUUUCCAGAGUGCCUGUCCUGUUUUCUCUGAGCGAGGCCCACUUCAGAGAAAUACUUUGCUGCAACUGUUUUCCCCGAAGCAAUCCCAAAGCUACAACAUCAUCCUUAAAAAAUAUCCACCUCCUUUCUCCAUCUUAUUUCUGACGUGUGUGUGGGUGUGGGUGUGUGGGUGUGGCAACCGACAGCUGUUUACUGUAGUUGUUUUCCACCCUGGUCAGCAGGUGGGAUGAUUGAAGAGUGCUGGACGCGUGUAUAUUUGGAACAUUAAGUCCUGUUCACACCAAAUGUCUCAACAUCAAUAUCUCAGACCAACCUCAAAGCAGAUGGAGCUAUUUAUACAAGUAAAUAUUAUUUAUACUAUUUAUACUGGAAAAAAAUGACUCUGUAUAUCUAGUUUUAUUACGUUUUGUAUCAAUUUAAAUACUGCAUGUGCAUGCAUCUGUAUAUACAUUUAUAAGAUAGAAGUUGAUCCUGAUUUGAUCAUCUGUGUUGGUAUGUUUGCUUAUAUUUCAUUCUUCUGGUACAACCAGUCAGUGGGCAUAGCACAUGAGGAAUAGACGGUCCUUUUUCUUCUUUCUGUAUGUAAUGUGUGUCAUUUUCUUUAAUGUAUUAAUUAAGAUGACAAAUGGUUAUACUUGAAUAAAUCCUGUAUUGUAUUGCACAAUAAAA